Molecule: messenger RNA, 4770 nt
Organism: Poeciliopsis prolifica (blackstripe livebearer)
Lineage: Eukaryota; Metazoa; Chordata; Actinopteri; Cyprinodontiformes; Poeciliidae
Gene: gdpd4a
Product: glycerophosphodiester phosphodiesterase domain containing 4a
Exons: 17
Coding region: 155-1900 (581 amino acids)
Biological process (GO): lipid metabolic process
Cellular component (GO): membrane
Molecular function (GO): glycerophosphodiester phosphodiesterase activity
Source: RefSeq, a predicted model, not a curated record
CAGAGCGGCUCGCGACGGUUGAAAACUCCAACGGCUGGAGGAGACGGAGCGGGACGGAGCGUCGCCAUCAGCCCCCCGGCAGCCGGCAGGCGGAGACGGCGCGUUGGAGAGUCUCUGCCCUCGUCUCCCGCUCCACCUCGAUCCAGUCUCUGUGAUGCCGGGCUGUGGGUAUGAACACCAGCCGUUUGUGUCCUGCCUGGCUGGACUCUAUGGCUGCCAGUGGAGGAGAUACCAAAGAGCGCGGGCGCAGCCCGGAGAGUGCUGCUGCAGCAAGGUGGAGUGUGGCAGCUUCGGGCUCCUGAUCCUCACCUUCUUCCUGAGUUUUGUUUUCCUUUAUUUCUGGAGCGAAGCUCAGAACGACUACAAUGACUUUGACUGGUUUAAUUUUGGGAAUCUGGGUUUCUGGUUCCCCUGGUCUCUGGUCCUGCUGGCCGUCGCUGCAGCUCUCUUCACGUACAUCGCCCUGCUACUGGUGUUGGCGGUGUGUCUGCUGUCUGAAGGUCAAAGGUUAUACCUCCACUGGAGCCACAAGACGGGCAUCAUGGUGACGCUGGCGUUCUCCGUCACGGCCACCGGGAUCCUGUCUGACCUCUGGAGCAAAGAGUGGAAAACUCUCCAGCUGUCCCUGCAGGUGACGGCUCCGUUCCUCCAUGUGGCUGCGGUCUCGCUCAUGGCGGUUCUCUCUUGGCCGACGGCGUUGCACUUUUUUCGUAUGAACAAGAAAGCCCGACAGGUCGUGGUUCUGGCUCUCUACCUGUCCUUCCUGUUCUCGCUCUACCUGGUUCCCCUCGGCAUGUACUCGCCCUGCAUCAAGGAGGCGGGAACUCUGGGACCAGCGCCCUCUCUCAUUGGUCACAGAGGAGCUCCAAUGCUGGCUCCAGAGAAUACGUUGAUGUCUUUUGAAAAGGCCGUCGAAUCAGGAGGAGAAGGCCUGGAGACGGACGUCACAAUAAGUUAUGACGGCGUUCCCUUCCUGAUGCACGACUCCACGCUGAGGAGGACCACCAACGUCGCCGAGGUUUUCCCCAAUCGGACGCACCUGGACGCCGCCAUGUUCACCUGGGCCGAGAUACAGCAGCUGAACGCCGGCAGCUGGUUCCUGCUGAGGGAUCCGUUUGGAACCGCAUCGGGCCUUUCUGAGGCGGAUCGCUCUCAGGCCCAGAACCAGUCCGUUCCCUCCUUGGCCCAGUUCCUGGAGGUGGCGGCCGCCAGCGGCAAGCUGGUGCUGUUUGACCUGCGCAGGCCACCGUACGGACAUCCCUACAGACGCUCCUACAUCAACAGAACUCUGCAGGUCAUCCAGGCCCACAUCAACUCCUCACAGGUGCUGUGGCUGCCGUCUGAAGACCGGGCUCUGGUGUCCGGUCUGGACCCGGCGCUGCAGCAGACGUCCGGACUGAAGGCUUCCAUCCAGGAGCUGACGGACGACGGCAUCAGCCGCCUGAACCUGCACUACAGCAGCAUGUCGCAGCAGCAGAUCUGUAAGCUCCAGUCGGUGAACAUCAGCACCAACCUGUACGUGAUCAGCCAGCCGUGGCUCUACACGCUGGCCUGGUGCGCCGGAGCCCAGUCCGUCACCACCAACUCCGUCCACAUCCUGUCCGGCGUCGACAAGCCGCUCUUCCUCAUGACUCCGGAGGAAUACACCCUGAUGUGGAUCCUGACCGACUUCGUCUCUGCCUUCCUCAUCUUCGCCAUUUUCACGUUCCACUGGUGGAGAGAGCGCGGUUUGCCCUUCGUGUCCGGUAGCCGGCAGACCAACGACAACGGACCGUACAGCAAGUUCAGAACCGAGCUGAGCGACGUUUGGUCCAUCUCCAGUGUCAACGUGCGACCCGACCUGCGGAGCUCUCCCAGUUCUCCCAGUAGCCCCCACCUGCCCACCAUUACAGAGGAGUGACUGGUUUUACAAACGUUAACAUCUCCAAUCAUGAACCGAACAGAAAAUUAUGGAGUUACAAAAGUAAAAAAGCAGAAAGUUGUUUCCUCCACUCACCCACUGGACUGCAUGACUGGACUAGUGAUCCAAACGCUGAGCUGACUGGUUCCAUCUGACUCAGUAAGAUCCAACAUGGCGCCAUGAAGGAGGGAAUCAUCUUCAUCACUUCUGGUCAGGAAAAGACUAAAGACCUCCGGCUGCAGUGAGAUCUGUAGAUACGGAGAAUGUUAUUAGUAUGAACGAGUUUCGUCUUUUAGUGUCAGGAUAAAAACGUUAAAAUGGAAAGGAGAUUUAUUGUGACAUUAUUUAUCCUCAGUAAAUAUGUAUGAAAAUAAUCUCCAUAAAUGUAACAUCAGGAUCUGCCAGACGUUGAUUUUAUACAAAUGUUUAUUGCUAAAUGUUUCCUGGACUCAAAACUUCAUCUUCUCUACAUUCCUCUGUUUGGAUAUUUAGAGGCCUGAUCAGCGAUCAGAAAGACUCCAGUAUUGAUUGACUGCUAAAUCUAAAAAUGACAAAAAUCAUAUGGAUUAUCUGUAAAAUGAAGCAAAAUUUAGGUUUUCAUCAAGAGAGGAGCUUGUUUUAAGUCAAUAAUUUCUAAAUAUUGAUAAACAAAACACCAGUCCCACAUUAUUGAAAUCAUAACUUGGGAAAAAUAUGUUAAAGUUGAUCAAUUUGUCGCAAGUUGCUUGAAGACAAAAAGUCGCUAAACACUGCAACAAAUUGACAAAGUUGGCAAUGUUGAUUCCCCUCAUCCUGAAUAUGAGUGGGUUAAGUCCCUCCAUAAAGCCACGCCCAUAACCACGCCCCCAGUGUCGCUCAGCUCCGCCCACUUCGGUGGAAUUCUUUGGAAAAUGACCAGGGGGCGGAGCUAAACUUUUAGAUACACUUUUACAGCAUAUUAACGCUCUGAUUGGUGUGUCUACCUACUUUACACUGCAAAAACAUAAAAACUUACCAAGUAUUUUUAAUCUAGUUUCUAGUGAAAACAUUUUAGUAAGACUAAACUAACUUACAGUUUGUUUUAAGUCAAUAAUUCCUGAAUAUUUAUUUUUUUAAAAAGUACUAGUUCCACUGCAGAUCAUUUUUUUUGUUAUAAGUUAAACAGUGGAAGUAAUAUUUUUUUCUUAUCAAUAUUGAGGAUUUUCUUAGAAUAAGCUUAGAGAAAAGUUACUUUAAAGUUAGUUUUGUCUGAUUUAAAGUGUACCAAGAUACGUGCACUGAAAAUUAGAUCAAAAUACUUGGUAGAAUUUUGUGUUUUUACAGUGUACUAUUAGCUGUACACUGUUGGACUGACAGACUGAAUGUAGACUGGAGAUUAUUUAGUUUUUUUCAAACUGAAAUGAAUGUACGUCUUUCUCCAAAGAGACUGAAAACUUGUUCUGAAAUAAUUUCUGAUAUAAUCUGAAAAUAUCACCAAGUUGUUCAAAUGAGGCAAUUUUAUUUUUACCUUCAAAACUAUUUUAAAUCUGCAAUCCAGAUAAAAAAUAUUUAGAAAAGCAGUUUCUCUUAAGUUUUAAAUUGUGAUUCUGUAGAGAUAAAUUAGAAUUUCCUAGCUGAUGUGAUGUCAUCAUGUUUUUAUCUCAUCAUUAUUUGUGUUGAACAUCGUAGCUGAUCUUUAGGCUAGGCGUUUAUUAAGCUACAGUUAUGACAGCACAGCUCUAUUUAUUCUAUUGAAUAUGACGUUUUCCACCGUACGACCGUUCAUUUUUAGCGAGCGAGUCUGGUGACAAUGCAGCGCCGCCGCCGCAUUGGUUUUCCUCUGGAGAUGCUUUGCAUUUUGAGCUUUGCAUGUGUUGGAUUUAUCCAGCUCUUCUUGUUUUAUAGAUCCAGAUGCUACUUUUAUAUCGGUUGAAGCUCACGCUGAUUAUUUGUUCGUUGUGUGUUUGGGGGGAAUCCAGAUGUUCAUGUGUGAUUUUCCAGUUUGAGACGAGCUUUGAAGCCGUCCUCUCUGGAUUUUAAGAUUGACUUAAUCUUAAUAAUAAAAAACGUGACGGAUGUUUUGGGAAUAUUUGGACAAAACAAUUUGGUUUAAAAACUUUGAAGAGAAAAAACCAGUUUUAGCAGCUGUAAAGUGUAAAUGAGGCAGAUUUUUACAUGCAUGCUGCUGAUCUGCAUGUAUAAUUACUAGAGAAAAACUAAAGUUGAUUGUUUCUUUUUGUUGCACAUUCAAAAGCCUCAUCAGAGGAAACAAAGCUGCUUGUGUAUGUAUAUUUUUCAACGAUGAAACUCAAACAUGUUUAUAUUGCGGUUUGUUUUGGGUUUUUUGGGGGGUCAGAAGUUUAAGAGAAAUGAAAAUGUCCCUGAAUUUAUGAGAUUAACUGAAACUAUGAGCAAAAUGUAAUUUUAUUAGAGAGACUUUAUUUCUUAUAAUUAAAACUUAACAGCUACACUCACUGCGAUUAUUUACAAGAGUAGAUUUGAAAUUUAUAGCCAAAAAAGAAGAAAAAAAUAUUAGGAAUUGUUUUUGUUUGGGGAAAUAAAGCAUUUAAAUGGUAAUUCUCAUUAUUAAAACUGCCGACAUUUUGUUUAUUUUCUUUUGGGAAGCAGGAAAAGUUUCUCAUCUUGAAGCUUAAAGACUUUUCUGACCCAACAGUAUGAAAUGUGUGUUGAACAUAUUGACGUUUCUGCUUCCUAAAUGAUCCUCAGAUCAGAUUUCAGGAGAGAAACAGAAACACUACGGCUUUUGUUUUCUAAUUUAAUAAAUUUUAAGGACAUUUGAUGAAAUUUCUGCAUUAGUGAGCUGUAAUUGAUCAAUGAUUUUCAGUAGAUAAUGGUGAAAAAUUACUUAUGUAAUGAAGUAAAUAUUAAGAUCAUUAAAGUAUUAUUACACA